Messenger RNA from Eremothecium sinecaudum, 585 nucleotides. RefSeq names its product peptide alpha-N-acetyltransferase complex B subunit NAT3 (gene NAT3). The coding region runs from base 1 to 585 and encodes 194 amino acids. The transcript has a single exon. Gene Ontology annotation, biological process: N-terminal peptidyl-methionine acetylation. The record is from RefSeq and is a predicted model, not a curated record. Gene Ontology annotation, molecular function: protein-N-terminal amino-acid acetyltransferase activity. Lineage: Eukaryota; Fungi; Ascomycota; Saccharomycetes; Saccharomycetales; Saccharomycetaceae. Gene Ontology annotation, cellular component: NatB complex.
AUGACAACAAUUCAACCAUUUGAAGCCACAGACCUUCUUAACCUAAAUGCAAUCAACCUUGACAUAUUUACAGAAAAUUUUCCGUUAGAGUCGUAUUUGGAGUACUUGAUUCUAUGGCCAACCUUAUUCUUUAAGUCCGUUGAACUAACCAGCCAUGAUAAGAAUGAACGUAUUAGUGGUUAUAUGAUGGGAAAGACCGAAGGUAGGGGGCAAGAUUGGCAUUCACAUAUAACUGCAGUAACAAUUUCACCGAAGUUCCGACGUAUUUCUCUAGCUUCUAUGCUUUGUAACGCGUUAGAAACUAUCACAGACGAUAAACAACAUCAGGUGAACUUUAUCGACUUGUUCGUAAAGUGCAAUAAUGCUUUAGCAAUAAAGUUGUACGAAAAGCUAGGAUAUGGUAUCUAUAGACGAGUGGUCGGUUAUUAUAAUAGUCCUGAGGACGGUUAUCCACGGUCACUAAAAAAAAUAAAUGACGAUAAGGACGCAUUUGACAUGCGUAAAGGAAUGGUUCGAGAUCAUGGACGUAGUACGCGGCCCGAGGGAUGGAAACAAUACUGUUUCCCUCAUGACAUAAAAUUCUAA